This is a messenger RNA of Rotaria sp. Silwood2, 1098 nucleotides long. The record is from the annotation of a GenBank genome assembly. NCBI's taxonomy places the organism in Eukaryota, Metazoa, Rotifera, Eurotatoria, Philodinida, Philodinidae.
AUGUCAUCGUCAGCAAAACCAGUCGAACACACCAAGGAAGAAUUAAAUACUAGUAAUAAAUCAUCGUCAGAAGAAGAACAUGAAGUUCAACAACGCCUCAUCAAAUAUAACCGAGUAAUUCGAUCUAAACAUAAGACAUCGAAUGAACGUGCAUUUAUUGAUUGUCAAACAAAUCAAUUGAAAGAAAAUGUUCCAUUUACUUAUUCAUCCAAUGGUCGACCUCAACUAAUAAUCAAUUCUGAUGUGAACAUUGAUUUAACAACCAUAAAAAAACUCGAAUAUUUAUCAAUAUUUGUUGUUAAAAUUCGUGUCGAAUUUCAGCAAGCAGAAAUAACAAGUUAUAUAACCGGAAGUGGUUUAAUUAUCAAUGAUAGAUAUAUUAUUACAGCAGCUCAUAUCUUUAACCCAUUAAUAGAAGAAGAAGAUGUACUUGUGCCAUAUAAACGUAUUAAAUUUACAUCGUUAUCAUAUGCAUCUGAUCAAUUAUUCAACACAGAUAAUACAAAUGUAUUUGAAGCUGAAAUAAUCAUUCGUGGUAUUAAUAGUAUUGGUUUACAACCAAACGAGGUUUGUUCGGAUGAUGAUGAUGUUGCAAUUUUGAGAAUUUGCAGAUUUGAACAAAUAAAAGAUGUAUUAAUGUCCGAAAACAAAAAGGAUUUUUGUCCACCACGAUUAUCGGACAAAGCCGAACUUGAACCGAAUUCAUCACUAUUUUUGCUGGCAUAUUGUUCAACAAUCCGAACAAAAAAAGAUGUGGAAUUUUAUGAAGAAUGUCCUGGUUAUUCAUUAUAUACAAGAGAACAUUUGAAUUCUGCCAUGCAUCCCGACCAUCGAACAGUGUCGAUAGGAAAAUGCAUAGCAAACGACGACAUACAUAUCGUUCAUGAUUGUCCCUCGUUACGUGGUGCUAGUGGUGGUUGUAUAUUUGAUGCCAAUGGACGAUUGGUUGGUGUACAUACUGGUGUUCGUGAUGGUGAUGUGCAUUACAAUGUUAAUGGUGAAAGACGAUUACGACCGUACGCACUGAAUCAAGCAUUAGCAAUAUAUUCUGAUAGGAUUAUACAUCGUCUAGCAACUGUCAUACCAACUUGGAAAUAG